GCAGGUAAAGGUGUAUGUGUUCGUGUUGCUUAUGAAUGUGGGGGAGACAGGAAGAGGCGACGGCGUGAAGAAGAGACGGAGAGGGGGUCGAAGGAGGACAAAGAAGGACCCGGCCGAGAGGAGGAAGAGCUGGAAAGAAAGAAGGAACGCGAGAAGAGGGAAGGAUGUCGGAGAGGAUGGCUUCGUGUGGGAGCCUGUAUGACAGCACCAACCUGCUGCUACAGUACUGCAACAACGAUGACACGGUGUCGGCUGGCAGUAACAUGGACAUGGAGGACCGGGUUUCCCACCUGGAGCAGAAGCUGCAGCUGCAGGAGGAUGAGAUCCAGCUGUUGAAGGCAGCUCUGGCUGAUGCCCUGCGCCGACUGGGUUGCUGUGAGGAGCAGAGCCUGGGGAUGCAACCUGGAGGCGUCCAUGCUGCUGGGAGGAGAUCUCUGGCUACCACAGCUUCAGCAACACCUAGCAAGGGUAAGAAAGUGCGUCAGCUCCUGCAGGCUCUUCCCUCCAGACCUCUGAGUAAUGGCUACGUUCAACAGAAACGCCUCCUCUCCUCCCCUUCCUCUCCUAAGAAGGAGGUGCUACAGUCCAUUAAGAGGAAGAGUAUGUCCACAGAGCGUCUCACCAUGGUGAGGAGAGACAUGGGAGCGGAGAGUCGGAGUCGAACCACCUCUUCCAGCAGCUCCUCCGGAGGCAAAGGCAAAUCCAAAGAAUGCACCCUCAAUUCAGAACUUAACACGAAGCAAGAUAACAGAAGAUGGAAGUCAGAGGACGGCUACGUGAGGAUGUUCCUCCGAGGUCGUCCGGUCACCAUGCAGAUCCCCGAUAAGCAGAGGGAGAGCUACAGCCUCGACCACAAGGUGGCGCUACCUGACCGCAAGCUCAAACUGCAGUGGGUGUACGGCUACCGCGGACGUGACUGCCGCUCCAACCUCUACCUGCUGCCCACGGGAGAGAUCGUCUACUUCAACGCCUCUGUGGUGGUGCUGUACAACACCGAGGAGCAGCAGCAGAGACACUACAUGGGCCACAACGACGAUGUCAAAUGCCUGAGUGUGCAUCCUGACAUGGUUACCAUAGCAACGGGGCAAGUGGCUGGAAACUCUAAGGAUGGAAAGCUGCUGGCUCCUCAUGUUCGUGUUUGGGACUCUGUGAGCCUCAACACGCUUCAUGUGAUCGGGAUGGGAGUGUUCGACAGAGCGGUCACUUGUGUGGCUUUCUCCAAGUCGAACGGCGGCACCUUCCUUUGCGCUGUGGACGAUGCCAACGAUCACAUCCUGUCGGUCUGGAACUGGCAGAAGGAAAAGCAAUUGGCUGAAGUCAAGUGCUCCAAUGACUCUGUACUGGGCUCUGUGUUUCAUCCCAUGGAUGCCAACCUGAUUGUCACCUGUGGAAAAUCUCACAUCAACUUCUGGACCAUGGAAGGAAACACUCUCACCAAGAAACAGGGCCUGUUCGAGAAACACGAGAAGCCGAAGUAUGUGUUGUGUGUGGCGUUUGCCGAGAAUGGAGACGCCAUCACAGGAGACUCCAGUGGAAACCUCUACGUCUGGGCCAAAGGUGGUAGCCGCAUCAGCCAGGUGGUGUCGGGGGCCCACGAGGGCGGGAUUUUCUCUGUUUGUGUCCUGAAGGACGGCACCAUGGUGUCUGGAGGAGGGAAGGACCGCAAGGUGGUGCUGUGGGACCACGACUACAGAAAGAAGGCCGAGAUGGAGGUGGGCGAGACGCUCGGCCCUGUACGGGCUCUGGCUGAAGGUAAACCUGGAGAGCUCUUUGUAGGAACCACCAAGAAUGCCAUCAUCAGAGCUGCCUUCCCUGAUACAUUAACUCCUAUUGUACAGGGUCACACAGAUGAACUGUGGGGUCUGGACACCCAUCCCUCCAUGGAGCAGUUUGUCACCUGUGCCCAGGACAAAGUGGUUCACCUGUGGGACACCAACUCCCAUCAGCCCCUCUGGAGCAAGACCAUUGAGGAUCCAGGGAGGUGUGCAGGUUUCCAUCCCAGCGGGGCUGUUCUGGCUGUGGGGACCAUGACUGGAAGGUGGUUGGUGCUGGACACUGACACCCGGGAUCUGGUUUCUAUGCACACAGACGGCAACGAGAUCAUUUCCGACGUCAAGUAUUCUCCAGAUGGUAACUUCCUGGCUGUUGCUUCCCAUGACAACUUUGUUUACAUCUAUGCUGUGACGGAGAAUGGCCGAAAGUACAGCCGUGUGGGGAAAUGCACUGGCCACUCCAGCUUUGUCACCCAUCUGGACUGGUCGGUAGACAGCCAGUACCUCGUCACCAACUCAGGAGACUACGAAAUCCUCUUCUGGGAGGCAUCCAGUGGUAAACAUGUAACCAACAUGGACAGAGUACGCAACCAGGAGUGGGCCACUUCUACCUGCACUCUGAGCUUCACAACCUUCGGAAUUUGGCCAGAUGGAGCAGACGGCACAGACAUCAACGCCGUGUGCAGGUCACAUGACGGAUCCCUAUUGGCCUCUGCUGAUGACUUUGGCAAAGUGCACUUGUUCUCCUUCCCCUGCUCUCAACCAAGGGCUCCGAGCCACGAGUACGGUGGCCACAGCAGUCACGUGACCAACGUUGCCUUCCUGCACGACAACAGUCACCUGAUCUCCACUGGUGGGAAAGACACCAGCAUCUUGCAGUGGGUGGUCUAGGCAAUGGUACCCACCCACAUCUCUAAUCGCCCACAUGGGGACCAGCGUCCUCUCUGACCCCUGCCACCUCUUCACUGUUUUACCCUCAUGCCACCAGGGGGCAGUAUCUCCACUGUGCUUACUGGAAAUAAUAAUAAAUAAAUAAAAACACACACACACAACUUACCUACAUACUGUAUGUCACACCAGAUAAGAUCAUGAGUAUCAUUGUAAUAAAUUGAAUAUUAUUUAGUGUC
Molecule: messenger RNA, 2899 nt
Organism: Perca fluviatilis (European perch)
Lineage: Eukaryota; Metazoa; Chordata; Actinopteri; Perciformes; Percidae
Gene: eml2
Product: EMAP like 2
Exons: 23
Coding region: 165-2663 (832 amino acids)
Biological process (GO): microtubule cytoskeleton organization
Cellular component (GO): mitotic spindle
Molecular function (GO): microtubule binding
Source: RefSeq, a predicted model, not a curated record